Molecule: messenger RNA, 822 nt
Organism: Erigeron canadensis
Lineage: Eukaryota; Viridiplantae; Streptophyta; Magnoliopsida; Asterales; Asteraceae
Exons: 6
Coding region: 63-641 (192 amino acids)
Source: RefSeq, a predicted model, not a curated record
CCUGAGAUUUCCUGAGAUAUAUAUCACGCGCAAACGGUGUGUAAAUUUCACCACCUGAAAAUAUGUCCGGAAGAGAAGUCCGGGAAUACACAAAUCUUUCCGAUCCCAAAGAUAAGAAAUUUGGAAAGGGGAAAGAUAGAAUCGAUGACGAAGACAUCACUUUUCAAAGAAUGGUCGCCAAGAUGCAAGAGGUAGCAGGAGAACGUGGUGGCUAUCUUCAUGGCCGUGGUGCCUUGGACAGUGACGAUCUGCUCUAUCUUAAGGAGCAAAUGGAAGCUGAAGAGGAUGCUGAACGCUUAUUACGCCGCACGGAAAAGCGAGCAUUUGCUGCCUUUAAAAAAGCUGCAAGUGUAGCUGAUUCUUCACCAGCUUUGAUUCCAUUGCCACUCCGUGUAGAGCCAAAAACAAAGACGGGAAUAAGGCAACAAGAUUUACUGAAAAAAGUAGUGGAAGUCAAGCCGAAGCGUCAGAAGGUUUCAACUGAGCCUGUUUCAUCAGAGUGUAAUGUGCGAGUUAAUACAGACGAUGAAAUUGGACCAAGAAAUCAAAGCAAGGAAGAGAAUGAAGCAGUAAAAGUGACCAACCCCAUUAAAAGCUUGCUUGCAGCAUAUCAAAGUUCAGAUGAUGAUGAUGAAGAUUGAUUGGGAAAAUAAGUGGCUGGUUGAAAGAACGACUAUAUAUAUAUGUUUUGUAACCGUAGCGUAAAAUUUAGUAGCAGGUGUUUUGUAACUGAAAUUCUGUAUUUUCUUAAUGUUUUGAAUCAGUGACCUUGGAAAUUCAGAUUGAUUCUGUAAAAUCCUUUGUUGCUACCUUUUGAGUUUA